UUUCAUAUCCCCAGACAUGAUUGGGCUGUAUCAUGCCUGGUCUCCAGGAGACGCGUAGCCUACUCCCUGUUUUGGCGGGGGAAGGACUUGACCUGACCCUACACUCAAACUGAAAUCAUUCAAACACCAGAGUCUAUUCGAGAUGCAUUUCCAUCAACUGAAGGUAUUCAGGCUAUACUAGGUCACUUUAUGGAAAUGGAGCCCAUUCCUUCUGGAUGCUAGACUUGAUUGUGCGAUUCAACAGAGUUUCUGGACUAGACUAGACUGGACUGGUAUCUGGAACUGGAAGAUGACGGCUGUUACUCCAGUUCGCGUGCCGAAUCCGGAGUCCGAACACUCCGGACUGCUGAAAUUAAUGUCCGCCGCAUUCUAUGCCCUUUGCUCGUUCCUGAUCAUUAUUGUGAAUAAAACAAUCCUGACGAACUACAGGUUUCCUUCAUACAUGUUCCUCGGAAUUGGUCAGAUGGCUGCCACCAUUAUUAUUCUCUAUACCGCUAAAAUGAGCAAAGCAGUUCACUUCCCUGACUUCAAUAGUAGUAUACUUUACAAGAUCUUCCCACUCCCUCUUCUCUAUGUUGGGAAUCAUAUCACAGGGCUGGCGAGCACCAAAAAGCUGAGCUUGCCCAUGUUCACGGUUUUGAGGAAAUUCACGAUCAUCCUGACCCUGAUUCUGGAGUCCAGGAUCCUGAGGAAGACCUUUCCGACUCGCAUUGUCUGCAGCGUUUGUGCCAUAGUGUUCGGAGCGCUGGUGGCUGCCAGCUCAGAUUUGGCUUUCGACUUUGAGGGCUAUUUCUUCGUCUUGCUCAACGACCUGUUCACGGCCACCAGCGGCGUUUACACCAAGAAGAAACUCGGGAGUGAGACUCUGGGGAAGUAUGGCCUGAUGUUCUAUAACGCCUGCACCAUCAUAAUCCCCACCCUCCUGCUGAGCGCUGGCACGGACGAUUUAGAGAAGGCUGUUACCUUUGAGGAAUGGACGACAUACUCCUUCAUUUUCUACUUCCUGCUGUCCUGUGUCAUGGGGUUCAUUCUGAUGUACUCCAUCAUCCUGUGCAGCCAUUACAACUCCGCUCUCACCACCUCCAUCGUAGGAGCUACCAAGAAUGUGGCGGUGGCCUAUAUUGGCAUGUUCGUGGGCGGAGACUACAUGUUCUCCUGGUUGAACUUCGUAGGGUUAAACAUCUGCAUGUCAGGUGGGCUGGUGUAUUCCUAUCUGACGUUCCGAAGCAGCAUAGUCCAGGACAGCGAUGCAGGUAAAACACAGGAGCAGAAACACAGCCUGGAGGACCUGAAGGACCUGAAGGAUCACCAUGCAGAAAGAGGCCAGGCAGGCUUGUGACACCUGUGUGCAACAGCGCCCCCUGUCUGCAAAGGACAGCAUUACAUUUCAGCUUUUUUCUCUCUGUUCUCAUGGGCUCUGGAAGCCUUCAGAAAACAGUAGAGGUUGUUAAUUGUGAAAUUGUACAUUUUUAUAUGGUUUUGUGUCUGUGUGGAUUGGAGGGGUAUCAAAACAUGUUUUUAGUAAGGAUACAUGCUUACCAGAGGUUGAAAUUUAUUAUUUUUUUAAAGAAAUGUUUUUAGGAAAUGUAUUUUAUUUUUGUUUGUUUUUUUACAAGUUGUCAAUGUUGAAUGGAUGGGAAAAACACCAAGAAACCUGUCAGCACUGGCUGCUGCUUGUACUCAAUCUGUGUGUGCAAUUCGUUUGAAGACAUUUCAUUUUUUUAAUACUUGAGAAGUAGAAUGAUUCUGCGAUAAAUAAUGUCAUAAUUAUGGAAAACUUGCCUUUUUUAAAACUAAUAUUUUUACAUUAUUGGCAUUUGGCAGACGCUCUUAUCCAGAGUGACGUACAGUUGAUUAGACUAAGCAGCAGACAAUCCUCCCCUGGAGCAAUGUAGGGUUAAGGGCCUUGCUCAAGGGCCCAACGGCUGUGCGGAUCUUAUUGUGGCUACACAGGGAUUAGAACCACCGACCUUGUGUGUCCCAGUCAUUUACCUUAACCACUACGCUACAGGCCGCCCUAUAUAAUAUUUCAGUUCUAAAAGGCAAAAUAAGCGGAGAACAGGGUUUCUGCCUCCACUAAAUGACGUGGCAUGCUACUAACUCCAGUGACCACUCGCUGUAUGAAAAAAUCGUUUCCAACGUCUGCGGAAUUUAACUUUCGGUCACUUGCAUUUCUGCCACCACCUUAUCUGGGUCUAAAGCCGGCAAAGUGAAAUGGAGAGAGGGUGAUACUGAACUGAGGGCAGCAAGGCUCUUGUACUCAGUAAAAGAAACAUCACACAGCAGCCAUGAUUGAGAACUGCGUUUUAUUGGAAAAUGAGUACCAGCACUAUGGACUGCCUGUAAAAACCCUGCUUUAAUGUGAGCCCUACAAAGCAUACAAGAGAAGCUCUUUUCAAAAUGAAAGGAAAAAUAUAUUUUGGGUCAAUAAAAGGUCAUGACAAGUACCAACAAACCAAAAUGUUUUAACAUUUGUUUUUGAGCGGUGUAUAAAUAAAAAAUUCUUUAAAAUUCUGUAAAAAAUAUAUUUCACAUAGCUAAAACUGUGGAAGUCCAAA
Messenger RNA from Conger conger (European conger), 2558 nucleotides. RefSeq names its product solute carrier family 35 member D2 (gene slc35d2). The transcript is spliced from 12 exons. Gene Ontology annotation, molecular function: GDP-fucose transmembrane transporter activity; antiporter activity. NCBI's taxonomy places the organism in Eukaryota, Metazoa, Chordata, Actinopteri, Anguilliformes, Congridae. Bases 290 to 1339 code for a protein of 349 amino acids. Gene Ontology annotation, cellular component: Golgi apparatus. The record is from RefSeq and is a predicted model, not a curated record.